AUGGUUUUGGUCAAACUUUACCCCUUUGCACAACAAUCUUUGAAGAAACACCAUAAAGGGAAGCUUUUUCCAAAAUAUUUUGGCUCAUUCCUGCAGAGGAUUGGGAAAGUUGCAUACAAGUUGGCUUUACCUCCUAAGGCUCAAAUGCAUCAUACAUUUCAUGUCUCUUUUCUUAAACAGGCACAUGGUUCCAAUCUGCCAGUUAUUCCAUUACCUCAAACCAAGAAAUGGUCCCUCCAACCAAGAUCUAUUUUAGAUAGAAAAAUAGAGAAGAAAGGCAACAAAGCUGCAGUGAAGGUUCUUAUCCAUUGGGAGGGCCUUCCCAUUUUAGAUGCUUCAUGGGAAUUUGCAGAAGAGAUCCAGACUCGUUAUCCCAAUUUCGCUUUUUGA
This is a messenger RNA of Erigeron canadensis, 390 nucleotides long. RefSeq lists its product as uncharacterized. The transcript has a single exon. The record is from RefSeq and is a predicted model, not a curated record. Lineage: Eukaryota; Viridiplantae; Streptophyta; Magnoliopsida; Asterales; Asteraceae. Bases 1 to 390 code for a protein of 129 amino acids.